Molecule: messenger RNA, 1071 nt
Organism: Prunus armeniaca (apricot)
Lineage: Eukaryota; Viridiplantae; Streptophyta; Magnoliopsida; Rosales; Rosaceae
Source: the annotation of a GenBank genome assembly
AUGGCGUCGGAAGACGUGAAGAGGACGAGCGAGACUGCGGUAUCGACGAUCGUGAACCUGGCGGAGGAGGCGAAGCUUGCGAGCGAAGGAGUGAAGGCGCCGACGAGCCAUGCCUUACUGAGCAUCGCCAAGUCUCUCGUCGCUGGUGGAGUCGCCGGUGGAGUGUCACGAACUGCUGUUGCUCCAUUGGAAAGAUUAAAAAUUUUGCUGCAGGUUCAAAAUCCUCAUAGCAUUAAAUACAGUGGGACAAUUCAGGGCUUGAAGUAUAUAUGGAGAACUGAGGGUCUCAGAGGCUUGUUUAAAGGCAAUGGAACUAAUUGUGCUCGCAUAGUCCCAAAUUCAGCAGUCAAAUUCUUUAGCUAUGAGGAAGCUUCUAAGGGUAUUCUAUGGUUCUACCGACAGCAAACUGGAAAUGAAGAUGCUCAACUCACACCUCUUUUACGCCUUGGAGCUGGUGCUUGUGCUGGAAUUAUUGCCAUGUCAGCAACUUACCCUAUGGACAUGGUACGAGGUCGUCUAACUGUCCAGACAGAAAGGUCUCCUCGGCAGUAUAGGGGAAUCGCUCAUGCUCUUUCAACUGUUUUUCGGGAAGAAGGCCCCAGGGCUCUGUACAGAGGCUGGCUACCUUCUGUCAUAGGAGUUGUACCUUAUGUUGGUCUCAAUUUUGCUGUUUAUGAAUCUCUGAAAGACUGGUUGAUCAAAACUAGACCUUUUGGUUUAGUUGAGGACUCUGAGUUGAGUGUAACAACAAGGCUUGCAUGUGGGGCCGCUGCUGGAACUGUUGGCCAGACAGUUGCUUACCCUCUUGAUGUCAUCCGGAGAAGGAUGCAGAUGGUAGGCUGGAAGGAUGCUGCUUCGGUUGUCGUUGGUGAUGGGAAGAGCAAGGCACCCCUCGAAUAUACUGGAAUGGUUGAUGCAUUCAGGAAAACAGUCCGUCAUGAGGGGUUUGGAGCACUGUACAAGGGUUUGGUCCCUAAUUCUGUUAAGGUGGUGCCGUCCAUAGCAAUUGCGUUUGUCACAUACGAGGUAGUGAAGGACGUUCUUGGAGUUGAGAUGAGGAUAUCUGACUAA